GUGCUCAUGAACAUAGCCUUUAAAUCCUACUGUUCACAUCAUCUAAGACAAACCUUCAAACAAUUUUCAAGACAUUGUUCUACAUUUUCUUCAGAUCAAAAUCUCAUUUCUCAGUUACAAUCAUGCAAAAAAAUCUCAGAAACCACUCAAUUUCAUGCCCUAAUGAUCAAAACUGGCCAAGACCAAAUUCCUUUCACUCUAAGCAAACUCCUCGCAUGUUCAAUCCAGUUUACAGAUUAUACAUCUUCUAUUUUCAAGUAUGUAAAAAGCCCAAAUCUUUAUAUGUUUAAUACCAUGCUUCGUAGCUAUUCAAUUAGUGAUGAUCCACAAAAGGGUCUUGUGUUUUUCAACUAUAUGAGAGAACAAAAUGUUGUUCUUGAUCAAUUUGCUUUUGUUUCUGUGCUUCGAUCUUGUAUACGUUUAUUGGAGAAAUGGACUGGUCUAGCUGUUCAUUCAGUUGUUUUGAGAUCUGGGUUUGAUUUGUUUCUUGAUUUGAAGAAUACCCUUUUGAAUUUUUAUUGUGUUUGUGGGGGAAUCCGUUGUGCACACCAGCUGUUCGAUGAAUUUUCAAAGAAGGAUUUGGUUUCCUGGAACACUUUGAUGGGUGGUUAUCUUUGUGUAAGUAAUUAUUCUGCUGUUUUGGAUAUGUUUGUAGAGUUGCGUAGGGAUGGUAUUUCUGCUAGUGUCACGACGAUGUUGAUUGUUUUGUCUGCGAUUGGUGAGUUAAGGAUUUCUUUGGUAGGGGAAUCCCUGCAUGGUUAUUGCAUAAAGAUUGGAUUUUGCGAUAGUUUGAAGGUGAUAACUGCCUUGAUAUCUAUGUAUGGGAAGAUAGGCUGCGUUAGUUCAGGCCGUAGUCUAUUUGAUGAAGCUUAUCCGAAAGAUGUUGUCUUGUGGAACUGUUUGAUAGAUGGAUAUGCUAAAAACGGAUUGCUAGAAGAGGCAUUGUUUCUAUUGAGGGAAAUGAAGGUUCAAAGAUUGAAGCCGAAUUCGUCAACCUUGGCAAGCUUGCUUUCCUCUUGUGCUUGCUCCGGAGCUCUUAAUAAGGGUGAAUAUAUUCAGAACUUUGUGGAAGACCAGCAGUUAGUUUUGGAUCCAGUUCAUGGAACGGCAUUGAUCGAUAUGUAUGCCAAGUGUGGGUUGCUUGUGAAGGCAGUUAAUGUUUUUGACAGUAUGGAGACUAAAGACGUGAAGUGUUGGACUGCAAUGAUAAUGGGUUAUGGGGUACAUGGGGAGGCAAAGGAUGCUAUUGCACUCUUCCACAGAAUGGAGGAUGAAGGUUUUAGGCCUAAUGAAGUGACUUUUUUGGCAGUAUUUAGUGCUUGUAGUCAUGGGGGACUGGUGGCAGAGGGCAUCAGCUGUUUUAGGAAAAUGAUCCUAGAAUAUGGCUUGACUCCUAAAAUUGAGCAUUAUGGAUGUUUGACUGAUAUCUUAGGUCGUGCUGGAUUGCUUGAAACAGCACGAGAACUAAUAAAAGGUUUGCCCAUUGAGGGGGAUGCUACUGCAUGGCGUUCCCUACUAGCAGCAUGCAGAGUCCAUGGUAGUGUUGAGUUGGGAAAACAAGUGACGAAAGAACUAGAACAGAGAUUUGGCGAACACCCUGCUGAUGCACUACUUCUGAAUGGUACUUAUGCGAUCGCUGGGAUAUUGCCCGAGGAGAGAGACAUGUUAGAGGUGAAGGCAAAAGAGGUGGGAUCUUCUCUCAGUGGGAAGAAGGAAGCUGGAUGCAGCUCAAUUGAAUUAUGUGAUCAUAGCCAGAUUUUUCUUAGCCAAUGUGAAGUACGCUAGUUCCUAGAGGACACUGCCUUCAGCUGCCACAACAAAAUUUUGAUCUUCAGUAUAAGAAAUGUUUUUCUUUCUUUCAGACAAAGAGUGUGCACUGGCAAGCCGACUAUCAAUUAUUCUUUGUACUUGGUUUCAUUCAUUCAUUCACUCAUCAUAAAGAUAUAAGAUCAAUCUCCAAAAAGCUGCUAUUGCCUACAAACACAACUGCAGGGUAAUAACAGCAAGAGAGCUCACAUACAACUCUCGCAUCAUUGUCAUCAACUGCAAUCUGCCAUCCUUGCUAUUCAUCUGAGGAGGUAAAAUGCUAAAUAACAUCUCAGCAUAAAAUUAUCAAAAAGUGUUUUACGUAUUCAUGAAGUGAAAGUACACUGCUCUAGGUUGACAAGAAUGAGACAAGUAACGUAACCAUGUGGCAUGCCCAAUCCAAGUCCCCUGAAUGUCAGUUUUCUUUGUAGAACCGGUCAGCUUUCCUUAACACCUUCAGUAUAUACUUCGACUACUAGAGAUUACGGGUUCCUUUGGUUAUGCUUUUAACUAAUCUUUUGUAAAUUUCCAGUCCACCACUGCUCUGCUUAUUCCCCCGUGAAAUAUUUCUAGCUGCACAAAGUCAAUAAAGAUUUGAGCAAACAUAUAUGGCACAAUAACUAAAGUUCAAGA
Molecule: messenger RNA, 2439 nt
Organism: Solanum stenotomum
Lineage: Eukaryota; Viridiplantae; Streptophyta; Magnoliopsida; Solanales; Solanaceae
Product: pentatricopeptide repeat-containing protein At1g26900, mitochondrial
Exons: 2
Coding region: 7-1785 (592 amino acids)
Biological process (GO): RNA modification
Molecular function (GO): RNA binding; protein binding
Source: RefSeq, a predicted model, not a curated record